ACAGUAGCAUUUAAAAUAUACUACUCUUGUUUGACCUGUGAAAUAACAUCGAUUAGAUGUAAUUCUUGUUAAGUUAAUUCAUAUCGAACUUACAAUGCUUUUUUAUAAUCUUGCCUUUGUAAUGAUCAUUAUUAUGACUCUGGAAAUGUUAUUUGUCAAGAAUGUCAUUAUUCUUGUCUACAAUGUAAUACUUUAGGGGCUGAUUAAUGUAUAAGUUGCUAACCAUAAGCAGCAUCAUUUAGAAUAUUGAAUGGGAAAGUCUGCGAAUGCCUCCUUGGAUAUUAUGAUGAUGGAUUUACUCCAAAUUGUUAAAAAUGCUUUUAUAAAUGUUUAAGCUGCAUUACUUCAUAAACUUAAUGCACAUCUUGUGUAUAAACAAGGCAAUUAUAUCAAAAUCAAUGCCUAUGUGAUCCUGGUUAUUAUGAUAGUGGUUUGAGUAAUUGUAGCAAAUGUGAUUCUAAUUGUUACAAUUGUAAUUUCAAUUCGAAAUUUUGUACAGCGUGUGAUUUGAGUAUCUUAAGAAUUUUGAACACUUAUGAUAAUACUUGCUAUUGUUAACCAGGCACAACCGAAAUAGAUGGAUAAUGCUAAUACUGUGAUGGAACCUAUUUGUCAAACUUAGAUGAUAAAUGUAAUACUUGUAAUUCUACUUGUGAAACUUGUGAUGGGCUAGAUACAUUUUGCUUGAGUUGUUCUUAAGAUAAAAAUAGAAUUCUAAACAAAUCAAAUCACACUUGUAUUUGUAUAGAUGGAUAUUAUGAAGAUAUAGUAAACAACUCUUGUUUGUAAUGCGAUCAAACAUGCUUAACUUGUUUUGGAAAAUCUUCAAAUUGCACACAAUGUGAUUCAAGUCUGAACUUAACACUGAAUUAGUAAAAUUUAUGCAUUUGCAAAUCAGGUUCUUUUUUUAAUCUCGUUGCCUAAUAAUGUUAAGUUUGCCACUAUAGUUGCACUGAAUGCUAAACUUAAACUUAAUGUAUAGCUUGUGAAUUAGUAACUAGAUAUUUUGAUAGUGAUACAUCAUAAUGCAUUUGCAAGGAUGGCUUUUACGAAGCAAAUCAAAAUUCAUGUUUAAGUAAUAAUUAUGAAAACAUGUUAAAUUUAAUCAAGUAAAUGUUUAACUUGUGA
Molecule: messenger RNA, 1128 nt
Organism: Paramecium tetraurelia
Lineage: Eukaryota; Ciliophora; Oligohymenophorea; Peniculida; Parameciidae
Exons: 2
Source: RefSeq, a predicted model, not a curated record